Drosophila miranda is the source of this 801-nucleotide messenger RNA. RefSeq names its product mitochondrial carrier homolog 2-like. The transcript is spliced from 2 exons. Bases 1 to 801 code for a protein of 266 amino acids. NCBI's taxonomy places the organism in Eukaryota, Metazoa, Arthropoda, Insecta, Diptera, Drosophilidae. The record is from RefSeq and is a predicted model, not a curated record.
AUGGUGGCCCUUAAUGGGCCGGACCACAUUGAGCCUGGAGAGGGCCCGCUGCAGAAUAACAACAGGAUAAUCGAACAGGAUGGACUCAAUGACCUUUUGGAAUUUUUCUGCACGGGGAGCGAUGGAUUCUUCGCCCUCUUUCGGGGUCUCAAGGCGAGCAUCGCGGGAAAUUUUACUUCCUACCUGAUGGAGGCAGCUAUGGCGGCGAUGGGUCUGGAAACUCGCAAACUCACCCAUACGACUGGGACUUCUGUGAAGGAUGUCUCAUGGAACUUGCUAGUCAGAAGCAUCCGAUUGACCUUGAAUCUGGUCGUCACGCAGCCGUUUACUGUAGUCUUGACUCGCCAGAUCGCCCAGUUUAUAGGUUGCGAAAACGUCUACAAAACUAUGGGCCAAACCAUCUUCAAGAUAUUCACCGAAGAAGGCGUGGCCGGUUUCUACGCCGGCUUUGUGCCCCGCCUGCUGCGCAAUAUAGGCAUCAUGGCAGUCACCACUGUCGCGACGGCUCUCUUCUUCCACUAUGGGCCGCAACACAGCACCAUUCAGGUACUCAACGAGGUAAUAGUCAAUAUUUCGUCCUCGUACGCUCUGCACCCGUUGUCAGUGGUGGGCACCUGUAUGGAUGUUCAAGGGUCCCCCUUGGCUGCUGCAAUGCCGUCUCAAAUGCCGCACUAUGAACACUGGACUAAGUGCUUCUAUGAUAUAUAUCAAGGUAGUGGAUUCUACCACCGUGGGGGCGUUCUUUUCUGGCGUACGGUGCCUGUCAAGGGGCUGCAUGACUUGAUGGGACGCCCGAAAUAA